Ailuropoda melanoleuca (giant panda) is the source of this 1236-nucleotide messenger RNA. RefSeq names its product protein arginine methyltransferase 2 (gene PRMT2). Gene Ontology annotation, cellular component: nucleus. NCBI's taxonomy places the organism in Eukaryota, Metazoa, Chordata, Mammalia, Carnivora, Ursidae. The coding region runs from base 1 to 681 and encodes 226 amino acids. The transcript has 6 exons. The record is from RefSeq and is a predicted model, not a curated record. Gene Ontology annotation, biological process: peptidyl-arginine methylation, to asymmetrical-dimethyl arginine; chromatin remodeling. Gene Ontology annotation, molecular function: protein-arginine N-methyltransferase activity; histone methyltransferase activity.
AUGUUUAUGAAGAAACUUCACUUGGAAAUGUUGGCAGACCAGCCACGAACAACUAAAUACCACAAUGUUAUCCUGCAGAAUAAAGAAUCCCUGAAAGAUAAAGUGAUUCUGGACGUGGGCUGUGGCACUGGGAUUAUCAGCCUCUUCUGUGCACAUUAUGCACAGCCCAAAGCCGUGUAUGCGGUGGAGGCCAGUGAGAUGGCCCAGCACACAGGGCAGCUGGUCAUGCAGAAUGGCUUUGCCGACAUCAUCACUGUGUUCCAGCAGAAGGUGGAGGACGUGGUGCUGCCCGAGAAGGUGGAUGUGCUGGUGUCCGAAUGGAUGGGGACCUGCCUGCUGACAAUGAAAGGCGAGCUGCACUUUGAGAUCAGGAAAGCCGGCACUCUGCAUGGAUUUACAGCCUGGUUCAGCGUCCGCUUUCAGAGCCUGGAGGAGGACGAGCCCCAGCUGGUGCUGAGCACAGGCCCGUUGCACCCCACCACCCACUGGAAGCAGGUGCUGUUCAUGAUGGACGAGCCUGUCUCCGUCCUCACGGGAGAUGUGGUCACAGGCUUGGUCGUGUUGCAGAGAAACCCCGUGUGGAGGAGGCACAUGUCUGUGGCGCUGAGCUGGUCUGUCACUUCCACACAAGACCCCACGUCGCAGAAAGGUGGAGAAAAAGUCUUUCCCAUCUGGAGAUGACAGUUGAAGCUCCGUGGGAAGCAGUGUGCAGAUACUGCAGGAGUGAACCCGAGUGAAUGAAGGCGCACUGGGAUGGGAGCCCACGUUCUCUCUGCCCGGCGGGCGGGAGCACCUGCGUCCGUGGGCUCGGCGCCGUGGUCUGGGUCGUCCUCUGAUGACUGCGCUGGGCUCGGCGGGAACUCCCUCACCACCAUCACUGCCUGUGUCCGUCCUCCAGAAGUAGGCUGUGUUUCCAGGUGUCCACAGUGGUGUGUCCACAGUGCUAGCCUGUGGUCAGUUGGUGGCACGGUGUCCCUAGCUAGGUCUAGUUCUAAACUCGUAGGACACACACGCAUCAACCAUGUACUCCUGUGAAAGUGACUGUUCACGUGUCAUGUGUCAUGGUGUCCUUGCUGUCCUGGUUCCUCCCUCGCCGUGCGGAAGCCAUGCGGGACCUGGAGCUGGCAGUGCAUGUGACGGGACUCUGCAUGGAUAGUACAGUUGUAGAGAUGUCUUCCAGAUAAAUUAUGUGUUGGCACAUAGCACAUGUCCAAUAAAUAUUUUUAAAUAAAUGAA